AAAGUUAUGUUUACAGGUUUCAUUGAUGAAGAUGGUGAAAAAACAAUUAAAUCUUUAGGAGGUCAAGUAGUUGAUAAUAUCCAGGAAUGUACACAUUUAGUGACAGACAAAAUUCGAAGGACCGUUAAAUUUUUAUGUGGCCUAUCGAGAGGCAUUCCUAUCGUCAAUACGAAGUGGCUUGAUGCCUGUAAAUCUGCCAAAACAUUUGUACCAUCAGCUGCUUAUUUCAUCAAAGAUCGUGUUGCAGAAAGGCAGAAUAACUUUCUAAUCAGGCAAGCUCAUGAUAAUGCGAAAGAAAAACCAUUACUUGAAAAUUAUGAAGUGUAUGUGACACCGAAUGUACGCCCACCGCCGGAACAAAUGAAAAUGAUUGUAGAAUGUGCUGGUGGUCACUACUUAAGUAAAAUGCCAACUAAUCCUAACAAUAAUGUGUUAAUUAUAAGCUGUGAUGAAGACGAAGACGUUUGCUUCGAUGCUGUUAAAAAUUGUAUGACUGUACACAGUGCUGAGUUACUCUUAAGUGGUGUAUUGCGGCAAGCAUUGGAUACGGACAAUAAUAUAUUAUGGCCAAAAGACAUGUUGCCCGUAGUUGCUGGUAAGAAACGUAGUCGAUCGACUGCUAAAGCAGCAAUUGCCACUCCUCCAAGUAGAGCCAGUAAACGUAGAAAAACGUAA
Messenger RNA from Trichoplax adhaerens, 675 nucleotides. RefSeq lists its product as uncharacterized. Gene Ontology annotation, biological process: positive regulation of transcription initiation by RNA polymerase II. Gene Ontology annotation, cellular component: nucleus. The annotation marks the transcript as partial. The transcript is spliced from 2 exons. NCBI's taxonomy places the organism in Eukaryota, Metazoa, Placozoa, Uniplacotomia, Trichoplacea, Trichoplacidae. The record is from RefSeq and is a predicted model, not a curated record.